AUUGGCUAAAGUCAUGUUGACAAAGAAAGAUAACCACUACUCCUCUUCUUCAGAAAAAUGAAUCAAUAGUAAUUUCUAUAUUCUAUACCUUAUGCACUUUUGCAACCAGAGAAUUACACAGUCAAGUAUUGGGGACAUGUCAACUAUCACAAGGAUGUUGCAAUUUGCAGAUGCUGAGAUUUGAGCCCUUCCAAAGAUGUUGGUGCGGCUGAAGAAGAAGCUGCUGCUGCUGACACUGAUCCUGGGUGCCGUGCCUGUCAUCCUCAUGCUGUACCUCGUUAUUAGCACAGAUGAUCCCUACAGUGGAGGGGGAAGUGCCGGGCAGCUGGAGACGAGGCUGGCCGAGAGGGUCAACAGUGUGGAGGAGCAAAACAGACUGCUGAGAAAACAACUCAGUCAGGCCCAGAGUCAGCUGCUGAAGGCCCACAUGAGCCUGGCAGCGGAGAACGACGUUGUGUCGCAGACCGGCAACAAGUCCAGGGUCAAGUGCAUCAACUCUGAACCCGAGGUGCCCAAGUGUGAGGUGAUUCAGGUUGCGAUUGUCUGCGCGGGGUACAACUCAACACGCGAUGUGGUCACACUUAUAAAGAGUGUGUUGUUCUAUCGCCGUAACCCACUUCACUUCCAUUUUAUCUCUGACAGAGUCGCAGAAAUCAUUCUCAGGAAUUUAUUCACCACUUGGAAUGUUGCUGGAGUUGAGGUCAGUUUCUACCCAGCAGACACUGUGAAGCCGGACAUAUCAUGGAUCCCCAACCGUCAUUACUCCGGAGUGUAUGGGCUGAUGAAGUUGACGCUGCCUAAAACACUACCUGCUGACCUGGAUAAGGUGCUUGUUUUAGACACUGAUGUUACCUUUGCAACUGAUAUAGCAGAAUUGUGGAAAAUAUUCCGUGUCUUAAAAGAAAAACAGGCUAUUGGUCUUGUAGAGAACCAGAGUGACUGGUACUUGGGGAAGCUCUGGAAGAACCACAGACCCUGGCCGGCGCUGGGUCGUGGGUUUAACACUGGUGUGAUACUCCUCGAUUUAAAGAUUUUAAAAGAACUAAACUGGAUGCAGAUGUGGAGACUCAUUGCAGAGAAGGAGUUGAUGAGCAUGCUAGCUACUUCACUGGCAGAUCAAGACAUCUUCAACGCGGUGCUGAAGCAGUACCCCUACAUGGUCUACAAGUUGCCGUGUCAGUGGAACGUCCAGCUCAGUGAGAACACCCGCAGCGAGCAGUGCUACAGCGACGUGUCCGACCUCAAGAUCAUUCACUGGAACUCGCCCAUGAAGCUGAAGGUCAAGAACAAGCACGUGGAGUUUUUCCGUAACAUGUACCUGACGUUCCUGGAAUAUGAUGGCAACCUGCUGCGUAGGGAGCUGUUUGGAUGCGGAACGCCGGGCUCAGCCAAUCAGGUUCAAGAACAGUUGAUAUCGAAUGAAGACGACGAGUGUUACGACUUCCGGCGUGAGCGCGUGCUGGUUCACCGCACCCACCUGUACUACUUGAACUACAACUACCAGUACAUGGAGGACGACGUGACGCUGGUGGCGCAGCUCAGCAUGGACCGCCUGCAGAUGCUGGAGAUGAUCUGUAAACACUGGGAGGGCCCCAUCAGCAUCGCUCUCUACAUGUCGGACGCCGAGGCUCAGCAGUUCCUCCGCUACGCUCUGGGCUCCGAGACGCUCAUGUCCCGCAAGAAUGUCGGUUACCACGUGGUGUACAGAGACGGGCAAUUCUACCCGGUGAACUACCUCCGUAACGUGGCGCUCCAGCAGGCCCCCACACCAUACGUGUUCCUGGCCGACAUCGACUUCCUGCCCAUGUAUGGGCUGUACGAGUAUCUGAAGAAAGCUGCCCCCAUGAUGGAGCUCUCCACACAGAAAAAGGCUUUAGUGGUGCCAGCAUUUGAGACACAACGGUACCGACUGACAUUCCCCAAAUCUAAGGCAGAACUUUUGACCAUGCUGGACAUGGGAACUCUGUUUACGUUCAGGUUCCAUGUGUGGCCCCAGGGUCACGCCCCGACCAACUUUGCCAAGUGGAGGACGGCCACAACACCCUACACUGUUAGCUGGGAGUCGGACUUUGAGCCGUAUGUGGUCGUGCGGAAAGAUGUACCCCUGUAUGACCAGCGCUUCAUGGGCUUCGGGUGGAACAAGGUGGCACAUACCAUGGAGCUGGACGCCCAGGGAUAUGAGUUUGUCGUUCUUCCUAAUGCAUUCAUCAUCCAUAUGCCCCAUGCUCCUAGUUUUGACAUUGCCAAGUUCAGAUCAAGUUCAUUAUAUAGAAAAUGUCUGAAAGUUCUGAAAGGAGAAUUCCAGAGAGAUUUAUCAAAGAAAUAUGGCAUAAAAGCUCUCAAGUAUCUGUCCGUGGAGUGAUCUCAGCGGGUGAUGCCACUUCCUGCGUCAACCGAUGUGUGAGCUGUACAUAGUGUCUGGAAGACAGGAUGAAUGACGUGUGAUGUGUGAUGUGUGAUGCUGAAUGGUAGUUUCUGUGAUAAGACUGUGACUGUAUGAGCUUUGUCUUGAAUGAUAGUUGUCAAAUGAUUAAGUUUUACGUUCUUGAAAAGGAUAUUUUUAUUAUAUGAUUGGAUGAUAUUCUUGGAUAGAGUGCAAUAGAUGUUUCACAUAAUGCCAGAACUGACCACAGAUCACUUAACAUGGGGACAGAGAACCAGGUGUCAGGCUACUUCACUAGAUGGGCGAUAUACAACUGUCAACCAAAAGUUGUAAGACUAACGACUUAAAGAUCUACAACUAUCAAUUUAUGAAUCUAUUACUUUCGACUUAAAGAUCUACAACUAUCAAUUUAAGGAUCUAUUACUUUCGACUUAAAGAUCUACAACUAUCAAUUUAAGGAUCUAUUACUUUCGACUUAAAGAUCUACAACUGUCAACUUAAGGAUCUUUUACUUUUGACUUAAAGAUCUACAACUGUCAACUUAAAGAUCUAUUACUUUCGACUUAAAGAUCUACAACUGUCAACUUAAAGAUCUAUUACUUUCGACUUAAAGAUCUAUAACUAUCAAUGUAAGGAUCUAUUACUUUCGACUUAAAGAUCUACAACUGUCAACUUAAGAAUCUAUUACUUUCGACUUAAAGAUCUAUAACUAUCAAUGUAAGGAUCUAUUACUUUUGACUUAAAGAUCUACAACUAUCAAUUUAAGGAUCUAUUACUUUCGACUUAAAGAUCUACAACUGUCAACUUAAGGAUCUUUUACUUUUGACUUAAAGAUCUACAACUAACAACUUAAGAAUCUAUUACUUUCGACUUAAAGAUCUACAACUGUCAACUAAAAGUUGUAUGACUAACAACUUAAAGAUCUACAACUAUCAACUGAAAGAUUUACAAGAUAUUUGAGAUUUGACUAAGAGAAUCAUGGCUGUUGAUUAAAAGAUUUACAACUAUUGACUAAAAGGUCUACAACUAUUGACUAAAAGAUCAACAGCUGUCGACUAAAAAAUCUACAGCUGUCGACUUAAAGAUUUACAGCUAUUGAUUAAAAGAUCCAUGACUAUCACUUAAAACAUAUGUGACAUAGGUCUAAGGUAGACAUGAACUUGUAGUGCUGUGAACGCUGCAUGACACAGCAUGAUUCACUGAGGAAAAACUAACCCUACAACAGAGCUCCAGAUAAGCUUUUGGUGUUGUGGGUAUUUUACCCAUGCAUUUUAAAAUCGUUGGGUAUCAGCUAUUCUAUCUGGGUAUUCAAAUUUCUGUUACCCACUA
Haliotis rufescens (red abalone) is the source of this 3712-nucleotide messenger RNA. RefSeq names its product xylosyl- and glucuronyltransferase LARGE1-like. Gene Ontology annotation, molecular function: xylosyltransferase activity; glucuronosyltransferase activity. The record is from RefSeq and is a predicted model, not a curated record. NCBI's taxonomy places the organism in Eukaryota, Metazoa, Mollusca, Gastropoda, Lepetellida, Haliotidae. The transcript is spliced from 20 exons. Bases 197 to 2362 code for a protein of 721 amino acids. Gene Ontology annotation, biological process: protein O-linked glycosylation via mannose.